UCGUGAACGCCGCUGUCCCUUUUCAACAUGGCGGCUGUAUGUACAGUGUGCAGUGACGCUCCGACUGGAGUCUGACUCGACUCUCGAUAACUUAGUGCCUCAUAAUAGUGUCUGUGAACAGCGAAAAGCUGGGGGAAUUUAUUCCGUCUCUUAAAUCUCCCUUUAUUCUGAAAAAGAAAACAGAAACAACACGAGCAUUUAAGCAAGCAUUGCGUCGGGGGCCUUUUUUCCCUUUUUCACCCUAGAAAAAAACCAAACAAACAAAGAGAAACCAAAACAGUCCAGCUGUUACUACAUUUAGGAUCCAUCAGAAGUGUCCAAUGGUUUGAUUGGGGGCACUUUCAUCCUUUUUUUUCCCCCCUUUUACUUCUUCAUGAACAAUGUGUGAAAACUGCGCCGAGCUGGUGGAGGUGCUCAAUGAAAUCUCGGAUGCAGACAGUUCGGACGGGCUGCAGUUGAAGAAGGACCAUGCCUUAAGAGUUUUCAGCUACAUCAGCACAUGGACACAGAGGCAGUGUCUGUGCUGCUUCAAAGAGUACAAACACCUGGAGGUGUUCAACCAACUGGUUUAUGGCCUCAUUAACCUGGUCAUCGCCCAGGUAACCAGUCUGAGGGACCACCUCUGCAGCACCCAUGGCAACAGAGAAGGUGAAGGGGCAGAGUCUGAAUGGAGCGCCACCCAUCCCCAGCCUUCUCACAGCGAAGACGAGCCCCUGAACGUGGAGAGAGACUCAGCAGAGGAGGAGGACGGCGGCGAGAACGGGGCAAGUUCGGCUGAAAAUCAGAACCAGAACCAGAGCUGUGAGUCACGGCCGAGCGGGAGCGAGGGAUCAGCGGAGGAGUGCAGCCCGGAUCUGUUCAGCUCCUGGAGCACAGAGGAGAGAGAAAAACUUCUGCUGUGUGCUGCCAAGAUUUUCCAGAUCCAGUUUCCCCUCUACACGGCCUACAAACACAACACACACCCUACUAUAGAGGACAUCUCGGCUCAGGAGAGCAACAUUCUCGGCUCCUUCUGUGACAUGAACGACGUGGAGGUUCCUUUGCACCUGCUACGCUAUGUGUGUUUGUUCUGUGGGAAACAUGGUCUGUCUCUGAUGAAGGACUGCUUUGAGACGGGGACACCGGAAACGCUGCCCUUCCCCAUCGCACAUGCCUUCAUCACCAUCGUCUCAAAUAUCAGGAUAUGGUUGCACAUUCCGGCUGUGAUGCAGCACAUCAUCCCCUUCCGCACUCAUGUCAUCAGGUACCUGUGUAAGCUGUCGGAUCAGGAGCUGCGCCAGAGCGCGGCAAGGAACAUGGCUGACCUGAUGUGGAGCACAGUGAAGGAACCUCUGGACAGCGCUCUGUGCUUUGACAAGGAGAGUCUCGACCUCGCCUUUAAAUACUUCAUGUCCCCUACGCUCACCAUGAGACUGGCUGGACUGAGCCAGAUCACGAAUCAGUUGCACACUUUUAAUGACGUCUGCAAUAACGAGUCUCUGGUGUCUGACACGGAGACGUCGAUAGCAAAGGAACUCGCCGACUGGCUCAUCAACAACAACGUGAUCGAGCACAUCUUUGGACCAAAUUUGCACAUUGAGAUUAUUAAACAGUGCCAAGUGAUCCUGAACUUCCUGGCUGCAGAGGGCAGACUGAGCACGCAGCACGUCGACUGCAUCUGGGCUGCUGCUCAGCUGAAGCACUGCAGCCGCUACAUCCACGACCUGUUCCCUUCCCUCAUCAAGAACCUGGACCCUGUGCCUCUCAGACACGUCCUCAACCUGGUGUCUGGACUCCAUCCGAGUGCGCACACUGAGCAGACCCUGUACUUGGCGUCCAUGUUGAUCAAGGCGCUAUGGAAUAAUGCACUAGCGGCCAAGGCGCAGCUUUCCAAACAGAGCUCCUUCGCUUCUCUACUCAACACCAACCUGCCAAUGGGCAACAAGAAAGGUUCCCCGGCGGCAAGUCCAGAGAGCAGCGAUAACAGCGACACUCAUCAUAGUGGAGGCAGUGACAUGGAGAUGGAUGAGCCGAUCAUGGGCAGUGGGAAACGUGGCCAGCAGAGGCUCUCUGACACUGAGGAGUCAAUGCAAGGCAGCUCGGACGAGACGGCGAACAGUGGUGAGGAGGGCAGCAGCGGGCCGGGGAGCAGCAGUGGCCGCAGCGAAGCCUCCAGCAACGAGGCCGAGUCGAGCCGAGCCAGCCAAUCAGCAGGCAGUCCUGGCAGCGAACUCCACUCCGAUAUAGCUGACAGCGAAGCCUUAAAGGAGGACGAGGAGGAGGAAGAUGACGAGGACGAUGAGGAAGACGAUGAUGAAGAUGACGAAGAGGACAGACCAGCAGCGGCUUCUGAGCGCAGCCCGCAGAAAGAACCGCGAGAUUCUCGAGACACGCUGACAUCGGAAGUCCGUAAACGGAAAGCUGGCGAGGCUCUUGGAGAAGUCCAGGGCCCUCCUGAAAGACCCGGAAUGUCUGGAGCAGUUGCAUCAGGUUCUAUCGGUCCUAGUCUUCAAAAACCCAAAACCUUGUCGUUCUCCUCCGAAGCCACCUCUGCUAUGGUGACCUCAUCGUCCUCUUCCUCCUUGAGAAUUCUGGACACUUGUUCCUCCUCCUCGGCCUGUUUAGAAGGAUCCUCAGAAGAGCGUAUUGAUCCUGCUUCCCUUUCUCAAGCGCAGAAUUCUCAGCAACAGCAAGGGAUGGGGCCAGAGAUGGGUUCUUCACACGGGGCGCCAAUAACCCAGGAGCCUCCCUGCUUAACUCGUGCCACCGACUUCCUCUCUGAAGCCAUGGGCAACGAACUGUUCAACUGCAGGCGCUUUAUCAACACGCAGCAUCACCACCAUCAUCACCACCAUCACCAUCAUCAUGAAGGUCACAUGGUUGAGGACAUGCUGAGUGCAGACGACGUGAGUUGCAGCAGUUCCCAGGUCAGUGCCAAGUCAGAGAAGAACAUGGCGGAUUUCGACGGCGAAGAGUCCGGCUGUGAGGAAGAGCUGGUCCAGAUUAACUCCCACGCCGAGCUCAGCUCACACCUCCAGCAGCAUCUGCCCAACCUGGCCUCCAUAUAUCACGAGCACCUGGUGCAAGGUCCUGCUGUUCAUAAACACCAGUACUCAGGCCACGCGGUGACGGACAUUAAUCUGGACAACGUGUGCAAGAAAGGAAACACUCUCCUGUGGGACCUGGUGCAGGACGAGGACGCGAUUCACUUGUCGGAGGGUUUGAUAAAUGAGGCGGAGAAACUCCUGUGUUCCCUCGUGUGCUGGUUCACCGAUCGCCAAAUCCGCAUGCGCUUCAUCGAGGGAUGUUUGGAGAACCUUGCGCACCACAGGUCCGUAGUGGUGUCUCUUCGUCUGCUGCCGAAGUUGUUUGGAACGUUCCAGCAGUUUGGCUCCAGCUACGACACUCACUGGAUCACCAUGUGGGCUGAGAAGGAACUCCACAUGAUGAAGCUCUUCUUCGAGGACCUGCUGCACUACAUCCAGGAAGUGCGGGAACAGCGGCACAAGUUCUCCCUGUACAGCCAUAGUGCAGAGGUGCAGGUGCGUCUGCAGUUCCUCACCUGUGUGUUCUCCACACUCGGCUCCCCAGAUCACUUCAGGUUGAGUCUGGAGCAGGUGGACAUCCUGUGGCACUGCCUGGUCGAGGACUCGGAGUGUUACGACGACGCGCUCCACUGGUUCCUCAACCAGGUGCGCAGUAAAGACCAGCAUGCAAUGGGCAUGGAGACCUACAAACACCUCUUCCUGGAGAAGAUGCCGCAGUUGAAGCCCGAGACGAUCAGUAUGACGGUUAAUCUGUUCCAGCACCUCUGUAAUUUGGCGCGUCUGGCCACCAGCGCCUACGACAGCAACUCCAACUGCGAGUUGUGUGGAAUGGAUCAGUUAUGGGGCAUUGCUCUCAGGGCUCAGUCUGCAGACAUCAGCCGAGCCGCGAUCCAGUACAUCAACUCUUACUACAUCAACGGUAAGACGGGUCUGGAGAAGGAGCAGGAGUUCAUCAGUAAGUGUAUGGAGAGUCUGAUGAUGGCGUCGGCCAACCUGGAGAAAGACCCGCACUCCAGUCUGACCAUCAUCGAGAGGGGUCUGCUCAUGCUCAAGACACACCUGGAGGCCUUCAGACGCAGGUUCGCGUACCACCUUCGACAGUGGCAAAUCGAAGGUGCAGGAAUCAGCAGCCACCUUAAGGCUCUGAGCGAUAAACAGUCCCUGCCGCUGCGUAUCGUCUGCCAACCUGCUGGCCUGCCGGACAAGAUGACGAUAGAGAUGUAUCCGAGUGAUCAGGUAGCUGAUCUGAGAGCUGAGGUGACUCACUGGUACGAGAACCUGCAGAAGGACCAGAUCAGCCAACAGGCCCAACUGCAGGAGUUCAACCAGAACACAAGACAGCAGGAGUUUCCAGGUGGUCUGAUGGGUCCAGUGCGAAUGAUCUCAUCAGGUCAUGAACUGACUACGGACUACGACGAGAAAACACUACAUGAGCUCGGCUUCAAGGACAUGCAGAUGGUGUUCGUGUCUCUGGGUGCUCCUCGGAGGGAGAGGAAGGGAGAGGGUGUGCAGCUCCCAGCCUCCUGCUUGCCUCCUCCUCAGAAGGAACACAUCCCCAUGCUGUUGCUCCUGCAGGAGCCGCACCUCACCACACUGUUCGACCUGCUCGAGAUGCUCGCCUGCUUCAAAGCUCCCGGUCCUGAGCCGUCCGAGCGCAUGCAGCACACCACCCAGAGCGUACGCUGUGAGGAUCUGCACCUGCAUGCGGAGAAUCUCUCUCGGCGUGUGUGGGAGCUGCUCAUGCUCCUGCCCACGUGUCCCAACAUGCUCCAGGCCUUUCAGAACAUCUCGGACGACACGGGUUCUGAUGGUCUUUGCUGGAAAGAUCUGUUGAGGAUCAAGUCGCCUCAUAAGCUGCUAUACGCUCUGGAGAUCAUUGAAGCUCUGGGAAAACCAAACCGCAGAAUACACAGAGAGUCUACGGGUAGUUACAGUGACCUGUACCCAGACUCGGAUGACUCGAGUGAGGACCAGAUUGAAAACAGUAAAAACUCAUGGAGCUGCAAGUUUGUGGCGUCUGGAGGUCUUCAGUUGCUGCUGGAGAUUUUUAACUCUGCAAUCCUCGAGCCCAAGGAGCAAGAGUCGUGGACAGUGUGGUUGCUGGACUGCUUGGCGUGUCUGCUGAAGCUGAUCUGUCAGUUUGCGGUGGACCCUACUGAUCUGGACUUGGCCUACCACGACGUCUUCGCCUGGUCCGGCCUCACAGACACGCAGCGCAAGAGGGCGUGGCCUGGGAAGUCCCGCAAGAGCACCGGGGAGCAUGGGAAAGGCCUGCACAUACCACGGCUCACCGAAGUGUUCCUCAGUCUCGUCCAAGGUACCAACAUGAUCCAGCGACUCAUCAAUGUGGCCUAUACCUACGACAACCUGGCGCACAGAGUGUUGAAGGCGCAGUCAGACCACCGAUCUCGUCACGAAGUGACUCACUACUCGAUGUGGUUGUUGGUGAGUUGGGCGCAUUGCUGCUCCAUGGUGAAGUCCAGCCUCGCUGACAGUGACCAUCUACACGACUGGCUGAAAAAACUCACCCUGCUCAUCCCAGAGACGGCAGUUCGUCAUGAGGCGUGUAACGGUCUGUAUAAACUGUCCCUGUCGGGGCUGGAGGGCGGGGAGUCUAUUAACAGAUCCUUCCUGCUGCUGGCUGCAUCAACGCUGCUUAAAUUUCUACCAGACGCACAGGCUCUCAAACCACUUCGAGUGGAGGAGUACGAGGAGGAAGCCGUGUUGCGCUCUGGCUGUAAGGAAUAUUUUUGGCUGCUGUGCAAGCUCAUCGAUAACAUCCACGUUAAAGAUGCCAGUCAGACCACGCUGCUGGACCUGGACGCUCUUGCCCGUCACCUCGCAGACUGCAUACGCAGCCGCGAGAUCCUGGAUCAGCAGGACGGGGUCGCGGAGGACGACGGUUUAACGGGGCUGCUGCGUUUAGCUACCAGUGUGCUCAAGCACAAGCCUGCGUUCAAGUUUUCACGCGAGGGUCAGGAGUUCCUGCGCGAUGUCCACGAUGUGCUCUUUCUGCUGCCCAGCCUCACCGACCGCCUGCAACCCAAGUGUAAGAGUCACGCGGCCCGCGCCGCCGCCUACGACCUGCUUACUGAGAUGCUCAAAGGCUCUGUGGACAACUACAGACUGCUCCACAACUGGGUCAUGGCCCAGCACAUGCAGGCUUCUCACGCGCCGUAUAAAUGGGACUACUGGCCUCACGAUGAUGUCCGAGCCGAAUGUCGCUUUGUGGGUUUGACCAAUCUGGGGGCCACGUGUUACCUGGCAUCAACCAUCCAGCAGCUUUAUAUGAUCCCGGAGGCCAGGCAGGCAGUCUUUACAGCCAAAUAUUCAGAGGAGAUGAAGCAUAAGACGACUCUACUGGAGCUGCAGAAGAUGUUCACAUAUCUCAUGGAGAGCGAGAGGAAGGCGUACAAUCCCCGGCCGUUCUGUAAAACCUACACCAUGGACAAGCAGCCGCUCAACACAGGAGAGCAGAAGGACAUGACCGAGUUCUUCACCGACCUCAUCACCAAGAUUGAGGAGAUGUCUCCUGACCUGAAAAAUACGGUCAAGACGCUGUUCGGAGGCGUCAUUACCAACAACGUCGUCUCACUGGACUGUGAUCAUGUGAGUCAGACGGCGGAGGAGUUCUACACGGUCAGGUGUCAGGUGGCCGAUAUGAAGAACAUCUAUGAGUCUCUGGAUGAAGUGACUAUUAAAGACACGCUGGAAGGAGACAACAUGUACACGUGCUCUCAGUGCGGGAAGAAAGUGCGUGCUGAGAAACGAGCGUGUUUUAAGAAGCUGCCACGGAUCCUGAGCUUCAACACCAUGCGUUAUACGUUCAACAUGGUGACGAUGAUGAAGGAGAAAGUGAACACGCACUUCUCCUUUCCUCUUCGCCUCGACAUGACUCCCUACACCGAGGACUUCCUGAUGGCCAAAGGAGACAGGAAGGAGGGUUUCCGUGACGACAGCGAAGGGAAGGAGGUGGAGAGUUACGAGUACGACCUCAUUGGCGUGACGGUGCACACGGGCACAGCGGACGGCGGCCAUUACUACAGCUUCAUCCGGGACAUCGUCAACCCCCACGCCUACCGCAACAAUAAGUGGUACCUGUUUAACGACGCCGAAGUGAAGCCCUUCGAUUCAGCCCAGCUGGCAUCCGAGUGUUUCGGAGGAGAGAUGACGACGAAGACGUACGACUCGGUGACAGACAAGUUCAUGGACUUUUCUUUUGAAAAGACGCACAGUGCCUACAUGUUGUUCUAUAAGCGUGUGGAACCGGAGGAGGAGAACGGCAAGGACUUCAGCUUCGAUGUUUCUCCUGACCUUCUGGAGUGGAUCUGGCACGACAACAUGCAGUUCCUCCAGGACAAGAACAUUUUUGAGCACACCUACUUUGGGUUCAUGUGGCAGUUGUGCAGCAGCAUCCCCAGCACUUUACCCGACCCCAAAGCUGUCUCACUCAUGACCGCCAAGCUCAGCACGUCGUUCGUCCUGGAGACGUUCAUUCACUCAAAGGAAAAGCCCACGAUGCUGCAGUGGAUUGAGCUUCUUACUAAACAGUUUAAUAACAGCCAGGCAGCAUGUGAGUGGUUUUUGGAUCGAAUGGCUGAUGACAACUGGUGGCCGAUGCAGAUUUUAAUCAAGUGCCCAAACCAGAUCGUACGACAGAUGUUCCAGAGGUUGUGUAUUCAUGUGAUUCAAAGACUGAGACCAGUGCAUGCCCAUCUGUACCUACAGCCAGGAAUGGAGGACGGGUCUGACGACAUGGACGCCCCCGUGGAGGACAUCGGCAGCCGCUCGUGUGUGACGCGCUUCGUCAAAACGCUGUUGUCCAUCAUGGAGCAUGGGGUGAAGCCUCACAGCAAGCACCUGACGGAGUACUUCGCCUUCCUCUACGAGUUCGCCAAGAUGGGAGAGGAAGAGAGCCAGUUCCUGCUGUCCCUGCAGGCCAUCUCGAUCAUGGUGCACUUCUACAUGGGUACUAAAGGUCCUGAGAACCCUCAGGUGGAGGUGCUGUCGGAGGAAGAAGGAGAGGAAGAGGACGAGGAGGAAGACAUCUUGUCUCUAGCGGAGGAGAAGUACCGCCCAGCCGCUCUGGAGAAAAUGAUUGCCCUCAUCGCCCUGCUAGUGGAGCAGUCUCGCUCGGAGAGACACUUGACUCUGUCUCAGAGCGACAUGGCGGCUCUGACCGGAGGGAAAGGGUUCCCCUUCCUGUUCCAGCACAUUCGAGACAGCAUCAACAUCCGGCAGACCUGCAACCUCAUCUUCAGCCUAUGCAGAUACAACAACAGGCUCGCCGAGCAUAUCGUCUCCAUGCUCUUCACGUCCAUAGCCAAGCUCACACCUGAGGCGGCGAACCCUUUCUUCAAGCUCCUGACCAUGCUGAUGGAGUUUGCCGCUGGCCCACCCGGCAUGCCCUCCUUCGCCUCCUACAUACUGCAGAGGAUCUGGGAGGUGAUUGAGUAUAACCCGUCUCAGUGUUUGGACUGGCUCGCUGUUCAGACGCCCCGUAAUAAACUGGCUCACAGUUGGGUGCUGCAGAACAUGGAGAACUGGGUGGAGCGAUUCCUGCUGGCGCACAAUUACCCUCGCGUCCGAACCUCGGCGGCGUACCUGCUCGUCUCACUCAUCCCCAGUAACUCGUUCCGUCAGAUGUUCCGCUCCACGCGUUCCCUCCACAUCCCCACGCGGGAUCUCCCCCUGAGUCCCGACACCACCAUCGUCCUGCACCAGGUCUAUAACCUCCUGUUGGGUCUGCUGGGCCGGGCCAAGCUCUACGUGGACGUGGCGGUGCACGGCACAACCAAGCUGGUGCAGUACUUCAGCUUCAUGACCUACUGCCUCAUCUCCAAGACGGAGAAGCUCAUGUUCUCCAGCUUCUUCAUGGACCUGUGGAACCUCUUUCAGCCCAAACUCUCCGAGCCGGCUAUCGCCACCAACCACAACAAACAGGCCCUGCUGUCGUUCUGGUACAACGUGUGUGUGGACUGCAGCGAGAACGUGCGCCUGAUUGUGCAGAACCCCGUGGUGACCAAGAACAUCGCCUUUAACUACAUCCUGGCUGAUCACGACGAUCAGGAGGUGGUGCUGUUUAACCGUGCCAUGCUGCCUGCUUACUACGGCAUCCUGCGCCUGUGCUGCGAGCAGUCGGCCUCCUUCACACGCCUGCUCGCAUCGCACCAGAACAUCCAGUGGGCCUUCAAGAACCUCACACCGCACGCCAGCCAGUACCCUGGGGCAGUGGAGGAGCUCUUUAACCUCAUGCAGCUGUUUGUGGCUCAGAGGCCAGACAUGAGGGAGGAGGAUGUGGAAGAUAUUAAACAGUUUAAAAAGACGACCAUCAGCUGCUACCUACGCUGCCUGGACGGCCGCUCCUGCUGGACCACUCUCAUUAGUGCCUUCCGUGUGUUACUGGAGAACGACGAGGACCGACUGUUGGUGGUGUUUAACCGAGGACUCAUCUUAAUGACUGAGUCCUUUAACACCCUGCACAUGAUGUACCACGAGGCCACGGCGUGUCAUGUGACCGGCGACCUGGUGGAGCUGCUGUCCAUUUUCCUGUCUGUGUUAAAGGCAACCAGACCCUACCUGCAACGCAAAGAUGUGAAGCAGGCUCUGAUUCAGUGGCAGGAGAGGAUCGAUUUUGCACACAAACUGCUGACGCUGCUGAACUCCUACAGUCCUCCAGAAUUACGGAACGCCUGCCUGGACGUGCUGAAGGAGCUGGUGCUGCUGAGUCCACACGACUUCCUGCACACACUCGUCCCCUUCCUGCAGCACAACCACUGCACAUACCACCACAGCAACAUCCCCAUGUCGUUUGGCCCCUAUCUGCCCUGCAGAGAGAACAUCAAGCUGAUGGGAGGGAAGAACAACAUUCGGCCUCCCAGACCUGAACUCAACAUGUGCCUCCUUCCCUCCAUGGUGGAAACCAGCAAGGGGAAGGACGAGGUGUAUGACAGGAUGUUGAUGGACUACUUCCUGUCCUAUCACCAGUUCAUCCAUCUGCUGUGUCGAGUCGCGAUCAACUGCGAGAAGUUCACGGAGACGCUCGUCAAACUCAGUGUGAUGAUGGCGUAUGAAGGAUUGCCACUGCACCUUGCCUUGUUUCCCAAACUGUGGACUGAACUUAGUCAGUCUCAGUCCACAUUAGCUAAGACGUGUGUGAAGCUGCUGUGUGAGGACCCUGCGUUCGGAGAAUAUAUCAAGUGUAUUCUGAUGGACGAGAGGACUUUCCUCAACAAUAACACUGCGUACUCCUUCCUCACCUGCUUCUUACAGAAGGUGCAGCCGCAGGUCUUGUCCGGGCCUAGCUGCGCUAAUCUAAUCAGCGUUCUGGUCACCAACCUGCUGAACGAGUACCACGCCCUGCAGCCUGAACUGACCAAUCAGAGCGCAGAGCUCAGCAAGACCAGCAGCCUCCUCAAUGCAGAUCUUCGAGCUCUGGUGCUGAUGUUAUCAGUACACACCCCUCAGCAGCUGGACCCUGCUCUCGGCCCCGCCCUACAGGAGCUGCUCAAUAAAUGCACAGCUUGCUUACAGCAUCGAUCCACACACACUCUGGAGACCAAAGCCAAAGUGGAGGAGGAAGGGGCGACUCCGGUAAAGCGGCGGCGUGUCAGCGGUGAUGUUGAUCAUCCAGCAGAGAGCAGCAGCACCCUUGUGAGCGGAGUCUGUCCCGCCUCCACCUCCUCCACACUGGUCCCCUGCUCGGAGCAGAAGGCGGAGCCUGCCGAGGCAUUAACGCCCAACAGCACGUCAGACACGGAAACCCGAGACUCGUCCCUCAUCGACCCAGGGACGGAGCAGGACCCGCCGUCUCCGGACAGCACCUCGACUAAAGAGGAGAAAAUGGAGGCUUCUACAUCAUCGUCGUCAUCAUCUUCGUCAUCAUCGUCGUCACUACCCGAAGUGUUUGGGCGGGCGGAGCCAAGGCCGGGGCCGUCGAUGGGCGGAGAAGAAGAGGAGGCCGAAGCAGAGGAAGAGCGUAAAGACACGAGGGACGUGAAGGAGUGCGAGAGAGAGAGCACCUCGAAUAAGACUUACUCCUCUUCCUCCUCCUCUUCUGCAGACGACUCCGCAGUGCUCCUGCUCUCCGGCCUGCAGGAUGCAGAUGAGGGGCGGAGCUGCAGCCUUCAAGAGGCGGAGUCUGGUAUGGUCGGCCACUCCCCCUCACAGGGAGCAUCGAGUUCCGGGCCAGACAUCCUGGAUGUCCUCCAGCGCACUGUGGAGGCCACCAUUGCCGUGGUUACCAAACUCUCCCCCGGGGCUAAAGGAGGUUCACGCCCCUCUGCCUCAUGAUGUCACUUCCUGUCUUUUUUUUUCCCCCCCUGAUUAUGCUUUCACACAGUGUUAAGAGUCGCUAUUAUGGGAGCUUUUGGAUGCUGGACAGAAAAAAAAAAUCGAAUUUAAUUGCAGUGAAUAGCAUCUACAGCACAUCUCAAAGGGCAAACAGAUACUUCUUUUUCUUUUUUUUAAUUAUGGUUUAUUCAUUCAUUUUGUGGUUGCUGUAACGAGACAGGGAAAGGUUUACAGAGUUUUAGUCCUUUCUGUUUCUAAUUUAAUUUGCAUUUUUAAUCGUUGUGUUGUUAUUGUUCUUGUCUCCUGUGCCAGUUUUGUACUUAUCAAAGCAAGGUGUGCAAUCGUCUUGCUAAUUUUUUUUUUUUUUUUUUUCCUGUGGUUGAUAUCAAAGCUACGUUUACCUGUACAUUUGAAUGGAAAAAAAAAAAAGAAAUUAAGAACCACAACAAACUUGAUUCUGUAAAGAAUCUUCUAGUUGUUGCCUGGCCUUGUAAAUGAGAAGAUUGAGAAGUUAAAUAUAUAUGUAAGAUAUAUGUAUACAGUAUAUAUAAAAGGGUAAAGCUCGUAUAUACUGUGUAUAUAUAUACAUACACAAGAAUCUACUGUGUAUAUACAUAUGCUGUAUAUGUAUAUAGACUUUAUGGUGCUUUAUCAGACACAGAGGACGUGUUGCUUGAAUAAAGCACACCUGAUGGAACUGUUGGAGCUAUAUUUUAUUUACCGAGAUACAUUCCAUAAUCUAAUGUCAUUCUUGCGUUUUUGUUCUUGUCUUGUUCCUGUUUUUUUUUUUUUCCUUUUGUUGGUUUUUCUUUUGAAUUUUGCCUUCUUGAUUUAUUUUAAUAAUAUAGGAUAACUUAAUAAAAUUUUAAUAUGAUUU
Neoarius graeffei (lesser salmon catfish) is the source of this 12195-nucleotide messenger RNA. It is a transcript of the gene usp34, whose product is annotated as ubiquitin specific peptidase 34. Gene Ontology annotation, molecular function: cysteine-type endopeptidase activity; cysteine-type deubiquitinase activity. Gene Ontology annotation, cellular component: nucleus; cytosol. The record is from RefSeq and is a predicted model, not a curated record. NCBI's taxonomy places the organism in Eukaryota, Metazoa, Chordata, Actinopteri, Siluriformes, Ariidae. Gene Ontology annotation, biological process: protein deubiquitination.